GAAGGGCCUGUAUUGUGCUGUAGGUUUUCUAUGUUUCUAUGGAUGUUGCCUGACCUGCUGAAUUCCUCCAGCGUUUUGUGAGUGGAACAGAGGAAGGCGGCAUUCCCCCGACCGGCGGAACAUAAUUCUCGAGCACAAUGGGGGUGGGGGGAGGUGGUGUUCGAUCCCUUUGAGGUGACCGGUAUAUUUUGGUUCGAAUGGUUCUCUAACGCCUCUGUUCGCAGGCAGAAGUAGCCGAGUGACCGACCUCCUCACGCAACGGAGAGAGAGAGAGAGCGGGUGGACUGCGUUACCUGGACCCGGAGCUCGAAAGAUGCUGAACGUUGGCAGCAAGGUGGAUACCGGAUCAGAUACGGAGAUUGUGCAGCCCGAGCCCGGAGCAUCGGACUCUGGUGACCGGACAUGGAGCUCCCCAUCGUCAGUCUCAGGUGCUGUGGGUAGUACCCACGUGCUGAAUUUUAAACCGGUUUUGCUGUCCAGUUUUACCUUUCUGAGGAACCGCAUGGAAGCCUUGGGAGUCACCUACAACAGCAGAUCCCAUCGAUUGGUUGUCCUGGACAGCAUGGGAUGUGUGAGCUGGCCGCUGAACCCAGCAGGUGGAGGCAAACGGGAACUGGAGUUUCCAAAGCAAACGUACGGCGUUUUAAAACAAAUAAUUCACUCCAGCAAGUUUAAUGUCUACUUUGCCCUAGGCAAGGAUUGCUCACUGAAGGUUUACAACAAGGAUUUCUGUGAGACGUUUGCUGUUCCCGGCUCGGACCUCAACGCCGCCAAAUCCAUCAUGUUUAACCCUAAGGCCGACGAGCUGAUCACUGGAGGGGUCGGGGGAGUCAAGUUCUGGAAGUACAGAGUCAACCCCAAGAGCACAAAUAAGAUUUUACCCAUGUCCAACUAUGAGCUUUUCUUGAGGGCUGACUACCCCCACAUGGGCGGCACCUGGGUGAGGAAGGUGGAGUUGGACGUUGGCGGCCAGAUGGUCCUCUGCUGUUCCGUCCAGGCUCUGUUCUGCUACAACACCAAGGGGCAGCUCCUCGUGGUGAUCCCUCACCCGCACAAGUCCUCUCUCACUGCCUGCAUUUCCUCACCCUACGAUGAGUCGCUGCUGACUGCGUCUGAAGAUCACGAUGUUAACCAGUGGACGAGGAAAGGCGCCUUCGUUCACAGGUUCACCGGCCACACUCGUGCUGUCACAAACCUUGUGCUUCACCCUGAGACCAGCUCCAUCUUCAUUUCUGGCUCGAAGGAUGGCACCAUCAGACUCUGGUCGCUGGACACACUGACCCAGCUCCUCAGCCUGCCUGUGCUGGAGGAGGGUGUCGAGUGGUUGGGACUGACGGAGGGCAGCCUCCUGUACUGCUGCUCCAGCCGACGUGCCCACAUCUACUCCCUCAGCUACUUCGCCCAUUUCUGGAGAUGCCUCGGCAGCAGAGUCACUCACCUUGACACCGCCUGGGCCCGCCAGAAAACAACCCGGCUCAGCGUCCUGCUGGAGGAGAACAGCCUGCACAUCAUGUCCCAGGGUCAAGGGCUGAAACUGUCGCAAGUCCUCCCUCUUCCAACCCGCACUCUGUUGCAGUAUGUCUACAACAGGGCCAAGAACCUGAUCUUCUUCCUCGUGGACCCUGCAGAGAUCUGGAUCUACAGCUGCAAAACCAACCCAGCCUGCAGAGUUGCUGUGUGGAAUGUUUUGGAGAUACUCAAGACCGUGCAAUUCCUGGAUGUUGGUAGACAGUCGGGUCGAAUAUCGGUUGCUGAGGAUAUGCGAUUGUCCCCGUUUGACGGGAGCCUGUGGAAGGUACCCCUCAGUGGCUGCUGCUGCAUUGGGACCCUCUCCUCCCCUGUCUACUACGCGACCAGCGAGGGGAUGGCGUGUGGCGAUUCCGACCAGUUCUUGCUGCUGGGUCUGGAGGAUGGCCGGAUGCUCUUCGUGGACGCUGAUUUAGACAAGGUGCUGUACCAUGUCGUGCAGGCGCACAAAGGGCCGCUUAGCCUCAUAAAGCAGAGUGAAGAGCAUCGGUUAAUAUGCGUGGGCCAGGAGACAGCUGGCAAGUGUCUAAAGAUCUGGAGUCUGCCCAAGCUCGAUCUGCUCCAGGAAGUACUGAUCCCUCAGAGCACCGCCAGCCUCUCGAUAAUAGGCAGCCACUUGUGUCUGGGAUUGGACUCGGGAUCGAUCAUCUUCCACAACGUUGAGGCUGCAGAAUCCAAGCUGCUGCCACCUUUUGUCACCAGAUUACCAGAGGAGGCCUGUGAGUUGGGCGAGAGUCGGGGGACCCAUCUGACGGGCAAGGUGUUUACUGACGGUUGCCCCAAGCAGAGUAUCUUCUUGAGUUGUAGUGAAGAGGAGGUGCUGAAGAUCUGGGAUGUUCAGGGGUAUCUGCUGACUGAGGUUAUCCUGGAUCACACCCUUACCUACGCCAUCUUCCUGAACAACCAGGCCGAUGUACUGAUGGGCUUCAAGAACCACCUCUUCCUCAUCCCUCACCAGAAGAUGCUUCCUGACCUCACAGAGACCACAUCCGUCAUUUCAUCUCAAGCUCCAGAAUCAGAUAUUUACGAGGACCCAGCCGUUAAAUAUGAGGACGUGCGGAUUGAUCAACAGGAGAUAGAGGUCCACUUGGAUAUGGAUUCCUAUUUGGCACCCUUCCAGGACAGAGAUUCACUGCUGGGUGUGAGGAAGGCAGGCGCCGCCUCAGUGAUCUGCUCGAGUGCAGAAGCGGGAAGGACUGCAAGUACACAGCUUUCUAUGAUAAGUGAUAAUCAGACAGCCACUUUGACCCCAGAAGGUUCUCUCGUCAGUUCACUGCAGACUGUGGAUCAAGAGAGCACAGAUUCCCUGCAGACAAAGGUGGAUGAGAAAGAGUCUGAAUUGGCUGUGGAAUCUGAUGAACCUGCGCAGGAGACUACCUCAGAGGAUUUGCUGUGGACGGUCUUGCCCCUAAGUUCUUCGAAGAGUUUGUUGUCUAGCAUCAAUGAGAGUGAAGUCAGUGCAGGGGAAGUGCCCAACAUGCGCAUACUGCUCCAGCCGCCCACGACUGAAGUCUCCACAGCAGACAGCAGGGCGUCAGAAAACCUGAGAAAGCAGCUCCACAUCAGCCGGGCUGCCGUGAUGAUCAACAGGCUGCAGCCGUACGCUGAGCCUAACUUGGCUGACAGCGCUGAGGUGAUCAGAAGAGGUCUGAAAGUUGACAGAUUCUUGACCACAAACAAGACACUGACCCAACAACAGACGGCCUUCCAGUUAAGCUCGGAAUUAAACCAGCUACUGUUCCUGAAUAUUUAUAAGGAUAAAUUGCUUCUCCAAAGAAAGAGGGGAAAGAGGUAUAAAAAAGGCCCAAAAUCAAAGAUGAGUGUCCCGGAGCAUUUUCAGGUGACCAAGAAAAGAGCCGUGGAUUCAGAUCAAACUGUUUCCCCAGUGAAGUCGAAAGAUAAGGAGGUCCGCACAGUCCGCCCGGUGAAGAUCUCAGUAAUGGACAGACUUCAGUCCGAUCUGCAGAGGAGGGAGGCGGGGGCUUUACUGCGCCAGGAACGGGCCGUGCAGAGUGAGGAGCGGCGGCUGGUGCAUCAGCUGCAGCGAAUACAGCGUCAACGCGGGCUGCCCCGGCACGGAAACUGCAUCCAAUCGCAGAGGGUACAAGUGACGGAGCCUCAGGUCCAUGUCGUUCAGAGCGAACCCCCGCCCCUCCGGGGCCGCCUGACUGGGAGGAUCUCCGUCCCUUCCUCCCUGAGCAUCCCGCCGAUCUUCCCGACUCCACCGGCGGGGAGACGUCCCGACAACUACUCUCUCCCGAUGGACCCCCGUUACCGCACCUUCGUGGUGGUGCGGGAGACGUACGCUCCGCCGGAGAUGCCCCUUCCGACGCCCUUGGAGCAGAGGUUGUUGAAGGAACGGUUCCCGAAUUACAAGGUCCCCUUGGCUCGGCAGAGACCCAGGCUGAUCGACAGGAAGAUCUACACCCCGGAUCACUUCGGCAAAUGCCAGCGGUGAGGUCUUUCUCUCUAACCAUCCCUGCCCGGAACACCCCGCCCUCCAUUCCUCUGAGACAGGGAUAGUUUUUAAAGGUGAAAAGGUAGCGCCGAUAUUCCAAUUGGUGCAAGCAGGCAGCAGGGAAUCAAAAUCAGGUUUAUUAUCACUGGCAUGUGAAAUUUGUUUUGCGUCGGCAGUACAGUGCAAGGGGACCAUUCAGCCUGGUGGAGGGACUGUUUGCCUCGAUGGUGG
Messenger RNA from Mobula hypostoma (lesser devil ray), 4216 nucleotides. RefSeq lists its product as uncharacterized. The record is from RefSeq and is a predicted model, not a curated record. The transcript is spliced from 31 exons. Lineage: Eukaryota; Metazoa; Chordata; Chondrichthyes; Myliobatiformes; Myliobatidae. Gene Ontology annotation, molecular function: protein binding. Bases 314 to 3985 code for a protein of 1223 amino acids.